Messenger RNA from Tigriopus californicus, 1220 nucleotides. RefSeq lists its product as uncharacterized. Bases 420 to 1220 code for a protein of 266 amino acids. Lineage: Eukaryota; Metazoa; Arthropoda; Copepoda; Harpacticoida; Harpacticidae. The record is from RefSeq and is a predicted model, not a curated record. The transcript has 4 exons.
AUGAAAGUGCCUAGGCCACCCUGACCUUAUCACUUGUGUGUUAUGAUUCGGUUCCUAAUUUCUGACUGUAUGUAGGGAGCACAUUAGCUUUAGCUGUUCGGCUUUCCGAUUGGAACACAGGGACACGGUGGAUCAGACAAUCCAUUGUGUGAUCCAAACAACAGGAGAGCCAGGGUAGUAAAUGCACUUGAGUAGUCUUCAUAAGUUGAGCCCCGUGAUUUUUGAGUGCGUGGCAGUGAGCAACACUAAACUGGAGCAAACACAAUAGAACGAAUUGGCCAAAAGGAUGGCAUGAUCCGACAAUUGCUUCUUUAGUCUUGAUACUCUUUAAGAUCUUAACUUUUAGUUCGAAAGGCUCCUUCUCUCAGCCUCACAGUUCGUGGGAACCCGGUAGUGAAACGAGGUCUCAUUCUUCAAUCAUGGGUCGUGAGCACACAAUUGGGUUGGUAUUGGUCCUUCUCGUCACUUUGGGAGCUUAUCAAGGAGUUUCAAGUCAAGGGGUUGAAAUACCGGCUAAAGAUACUGAGCGGAAGGAACUCCAGCUCACGAAUGUCAAUCUCGUAAGCGACAAAGCAGUUUCAAAGAAGUCAGACGAGAAGGUGGCCGAACCAAUCAAAGGAUGGGAUUCAAUGCCGGAGACAAAUUGGAAGCCUAGUAAUGGGAACGAGGAACUCAAACGCCAAGCUGAAGAUCAUGAAGCUUCCGUCAAUCAGACAUCCAAGAGACACAAACUCUCCGUCGAUCGUCCAAAGAUAGAAGACACCUUCGAUGCCACCAUUUCCAUUGCAGACAGGCCUGAAUGUCAGAGCGAUCUGGAAGCGUCCCAAGCCUGCAAGGAGAUUUUGCGAUCCAAUUCAAAUUAUCGCAAGAACACUUUGGCCUUGAUCUCAUGCCUACUCAGUCCCGAUAAUGAGGCUGAAUCUCAAGGGUCCGAGCCCAGAACUCUCAAGAUUUCCAACGCGUGCGAAAUAUUGGUUUGGAAAUACGAGGUGGCUCUCACUCAAAUAAAGGCCAUCACCAAUAAGAUACGAUCGAUCUUCUUGAAUUGGAAAGCUCAAGUAGAGAAGGAAACAGGGCGCAAACUCAAGGCUUUAAGAACUGACAAUGGAGGAGAGUACACCUCAAGAGAGUUCGAGGAUUUCUUGACGCAAAGGAGGGAAUCAAGCACGAGCUGGCUGUCCCGAGAAAUCCGGAGUAAAUUGGCGUGGCUGAACUAUUGA